Messenger RNA from Nicrophorus vespilloides, 1210 nucleotides. Its product is annotated as sister chromatid cohesion protein DCC1. The record is from RefSeq and is a predicted model, not a curated record. Lineage: Eukaryota; Metazoa; Arthropoda; Insecta; Coleoptera; Silphidae. Gene Ontology annotation, cellular component: Ctf18 RFC-like complex; chromosome, centromeric region; chromatin. The coding region runs from base 35 to 1204 and encodes 389 amino acids. The transcript has a single exon. Gene Ontology annotation, biological process: maintenance of mitotic sister chromatid cohesion; mitotic sister chromatid cohesion.
AAAUGAAAUGUUUAGGUUAUGCAGUUAAUGAAAGAUGGAAAACAAAGUGGAUCAAGCAAAUAAAGUAUUAUUAUCAGCAAAACUGACUGAAAGCGAUGUGUAUCCAGUGUCUGAAAUAUUUACGUUCCAUCCAGAGUUUGCUGAAGUGAGUGAUUUCAAGCUAUUGGAACUGAAUCAACAUUUAGAAGAAGAAUUAGAAAAAGGUGAUACACUGUAUAUAAAUGGAUCCAGCUCUGAUAACACAGUUCUUUGCACAAACACAAACACCUUCAAUGUAUUCACAGCAGAAACAUCAAACAGCUUAUUAAUAAGCAAUGGAUUGAAAUUGCACAACAAUAUAAAAGAUGAGAAAGAAAAAUGUGUGCAUGAUGUGACUGUUGUAGGUAUAUCUUAUGAGUACUUUGUAGUGGCUCAAAUUAAACCAGACUUUAAUAAAGUAAAGCAACUGCUGAGUACAACAGUUUAUAGAGGCAAAGAGCAUGAAUAUGAGGUUGAUGAAUCUAAACUGUUAACAUUUGAAGACUUAUGGAUGAAAACACAAGCAUCCAAAGAAGAAUUGAAAAGUACCAUAAAAGAUUUGAAUGUUGUUACUAUUAACAACAAGCUGAGAAUCUUAGAGUUUGAGUAUCAUUUUAGAGUGUUGUCCUUCAUGUUAAAAUUAAUAGAUGAAUUCUCAUGGAACUUAGAACAAAUAUGUUAUGAAGAAACUGUUAACUCUCUGGUGGAUUUAGUACCAAGUGAUAUUAUAAACAGUAUGUUCAGUAUGUACACAGAAGAAACAAAGAUGAUUGAUGGCGUUCAGCUGUACAGGUACAAGGAACGAGAGGUGUGUCGCUUUUUCGCGCAAGUUCUGUUAUACAGCGCUGGCAAAUUUAAUUUUAAAGACUUCAUGCAAGCAUGGGAAGAAUCUGUACCAGAGGGUAUGAAGGUUGAGGAAAACAUGCUGCAUGGAAUUGCCCUGAUCAAUAGAAAGUCAAUGCCAAAUGUGAUAUGGAUGUUUUCAGAGUUUGAUUUACCUGAUACUAUAAAUGAUAGGUUCAAGGUAUUGUUUGAAGCCAAAGAAAGGUGGUCCUAUGAAGAAAUAGCGCCGUACAUCGCUAGAUUAACAACUGAUAAACUAGAUGUGAAUGCAUUGCUGGCAAAGCAUGCCAGAAACUUUAAAGUUAAUGAUGUUAAAUAUUACUCCUCCAAGCACUUGAAAUAAUGUUGA